AUGGCCGACUACGCCCCUCCCUCAGGGCCUCCGCCGCCCAAAGCGCCCGAAGUCCCUGCCGGCUGGGUCGCCCGGUGGAACGAGCAAUACAAAGAAUGGUUCUACGUAAACAUUUACACCAAGAAGUCCCAAUGGGACAAGCCCACCAGCCCCGUCUACCCCGACGGCGAAGCGCCGCCCUCCGAACCCCCGCCAGGCUACGACGGCCACAACGCCCCCCAAGUCUCCGACACCAAGAAUAACCCCUACGGCGACCACCACAGCAGCGACUUCGCCGGUUCGUCGUCACGGCAGGCCCAGGAGGAGGAGGACGCCCGCCUGGCCGCCCAGAUGCAGGCUGAAGAGGACGCCCGGGCCC
Molecule: messenger RNA, 358 nt
Organism: Trichoderma citrinoviride
Lineage: Eukaryota; Fungi; Ascomycota; Sordariomycetes; Hypocreales; Hypocreaceae
Exons: 2
Molecular function (GO): protein binding
Source: RefSeq, a predicted model, not a curated record